This is a messenger RNA of Diabrotica virgifera virgifera (western corn rootworm), 1883 nucleotides long. Its product is annotated as CBP80/20-dependent translation initiation factor-like. Gene Ontology annotation, molecular function: translation activator activity. Gene Ontology annotation, biological process: regulation of translational initiation. NCBI's taxonomy places the organism in Eukaryota, Metazoa, Arthropoda, Insecta, Coleoptera, Chrysomelidae. The transcript is spliced from 5 exons. The record is from RefSeq and is a predicted model, not a curated record. Bases 151 to 1428 code for a protein of 425 amino acids.
UAGAAAGAAAGUUAGGUUAAUGCCCAAAUACGCCAAAUAAGUUUAUCUUUAUCCUUUCACUCCUUUGGGUUAUUCUAAUUUUCACUUUCGUAUCGUCCAAAACGCAGAAUUUACAAUUUUAAAAAUUCUUUCCAUCAUAUAUUCUGAAAAAUGUCUAAAGGCGGCAGAGGUAGAGGAUGGCUAAAUAUCAAUAAAAAUCAGAAUAACCCUGUGCCCCCAGGUAAUAUUGUAACUGUAGCUAAACCAAAUAUUCCUUCCGUUGCAGAUGAGUCUCUAUUUACUGAUGCUUCUGAAUACAAAGAAAUUAUUAAUAGAGUCAAAGAGCUCAAUAUAUCUGAUGAUGGUAUAAAGUUUAACCAAAAACUUAGAUAUAUUUUGGAAAAUUGGAAACAAGACUGUAAAAGUAGUGAAGAAGUUGAGAAAAGUUUUGAUGCCUUGUAUCAAGGAUGUUUAAGUGAUGAUGAGUUAGCUUCUAAGCUGGUUAUUAUGAUCUCGUCAAGAUCUUUCAUAUCUCAAGAAGUUCAUGACCAAAAUUUCCGUCUCUUAUUUUUAAGAAAAUUACAGAAUGAUUUUGAAGGUGGCAAAGUUCUUCAGAAAACAAAUCCGAUAGCAUUUAGAAACUGUGUACGUAUGUUAGGGGAAUUUUUUAGUAAAGCAAGACUAGUAAACGGUGAUCCAUUCACAUUUAUGUUAAUUCCAUUGGUAAAUUGUCUAGAAAUGCUCCUAGAUUCACCACAAGUUUCCGAUUUACAACAAGUUGCUUUUCAGUUUUAUUUGAACGGCGCCGCUAUUAAAACUGAAUGUCCUGAUAAGCUUAACGAGCUAUUCAACAAAAUACGAACUCUUCUCACGUCUGACAAACAAAUAUCCAAAGAAGGAAAGCUAUGGCUAUUAUUAUCCAUAGAACUGGGGGCCAACAAGUUCGGAGUGCUGCCCAUAGAUGUCUUUAAAUUUUAUCAAGAGCAAAUCGGUGGUAAUGGAAUGUCUUUGUUUCAAUGUUCCCAAAACAUCUUAAGCGUACAAACGCCAGAAGAUAACAAGACCUUAGAAAACUACAAGAGCAGCGUGAACGUCCUCCAGCUAUCCACUAAACCCGAACCAACUCAACCUGCGUUAGAGCCUACCGUUCCACAAGUCACCAACUCCGUGACUAACUUCACACCAGAAGUCGUCAACCACACCCCAAAAGAACCUCCGAAGACUCAGAACUCCAGUAACAACACAGGGAAGUUCGGAAGACCCAUUUUGGGGGCAGGAGCACGUCUUAACAAAGCGAAAUUCAACAACGAUUCUUCGAAUUGGAGAGACAAGGAUAACUCUUCGACCGGGGGAUGGAAGAAGACCGGGUGGGGGAACAAUGAUAAAAACUCCAAGGGUAAAAGUAAAGGAUGGGAACACGACGACAGGUUUGAGAAUAAUUAUAGUUAAGGUGUAAUUGGUUUAGGUUCGUAAGAUUUGUGGUGAUGGCAUUGUCAAGCACUGAUGAGUUUAUUUCUUGUUAAAAUAGACCAGUCAUAAGCGGUAAAAAACUGUAAAACCGUGGAAUUAUGAGAAUCAACACCGAUUUCUCUUCAAAAUCUACCCUAUGCCGAACCGGGCUUUUGCCCUGGGGGUGAAAACAGCCCCAUCUAGGGGAUGCAAAUUCUUUCAAUCAAAAUAACUAUGGAAGUCGAUAGAUUGACCAAAUCUAAGUAAAGGGCCUAGCCGGGUAAGAUGAUGAAAAGUGCCCCCAACUCGAUUCGAAUUCCAUAUAGGUCGCCGUUUAUCAUAUAUAGUGAAACUCACUUUCUGAAAUUUUUAGCCCCCUAGGUGGUCAUGUCACCCACCUAGAGCCUAAUUAGGGUUUUUAUGUUUUUAUUUUUUAUCUCAGCGGCAUCGAUAAC